Molecule: messenger RNA, 2417 nt
Organism: Electrophorus electricus (electric eel)
Lineage: Eukaryota; Metazoa; Chordata; Actinopteri; Gymnotiformes; Gymnotidae
Product: splicing factor U2AF 65 kDa subunit-like
Biological process (GO): mRNA processing
Cellular component (GO): nucleus
Molecular function (GO): RNA binding
Source: RefSeq, a predicted model, not a curated record
UUUAUUUUAUUUUUUUUUUUAGAAAUGUCGGAUUUUGAAGAGUUCGAGAAACAAUUAAAUGAGAACAGACAAGAAAGAGAGAGGGAGAGGCACAGGACAUGCAGUGGCUUGCUGGGAAGAGGAGAGAAGCAUCGCAGCCGGGACUGCCGGAGCCAGGACCACCGGAGCCGGGACUGCCGGAGCCGCUCCAGGGACCACAAGAAACAUAGUUAUUCUCCACGACAAACGAGAAAGAAAAGGAUCUACAGAUACUGGGAUGUCCCACCUCCCGGCUUCGAGAACAUCACCCCGAUGCAGUACAAAGCCAUGCAAGCUGCCGGCCAGAUCCCCACUGUAGCACUGCUGGCUACGUCCACUACAGCCGGAGUUCCCGCAGCAACGGUGCAGGUGCCUCUCGGCGGCAGCCAGAUGACCAGACAAGCUCGCCGCCUUUACAUUGGAAACAUCCCAUUUGGAGUGACUGAGGAAUCAAUGGCUGAGUUUUUCAAUGCCCAGAUGAGGCUGGCCAGGCUCAUCCAAGCCCCCAGUAAUCCAGUGCUUGCAGUGCAGAUCAACCAGGAUAAGAACUUUGCUUUUCUUGAGUUUAGGUCUGUGGAUGAGACCACGCAGGCCAUGGCAUUUGACGGAAUCAUCUUCCAGGGGCAGUCACUGAAGAUCAGACGCCCUCACGACUACCGGCCCCUGCCCGGCAUCUCUGAGCAGCCCACCUUUCACGUCCCAGGAGUUGUGUCCACUGUUGUCCCAGACUCCCCGCAUAAACUCUUCAUUGGCGGUUUGCCAAACUAUCUCGGCGAUGAUCAGGUGAAGGAGCUCUUGACAUCAUUUGGGCCACUAAAAGCUUUCAACCUUGUCAAAGACAGUGCCACGUCACUGUCAAAGGGUUAUGCUUUCUGCGAAUAUGCGGACAUCUGUGCCACUGACCAGGCAGUGGCUGGUCUGAAUGGCAUGCAGCUGGGUGAUAAGAAGCUGAUUGUGCAGCGGGCCAGCGUGGGGGCGAAGAACGCCAACUCAAUGGCUGCAACCGAGGCGUCCUUGAGCCUCCUGCUGCCAGUUCUGCCGAGGCUGCCAAUCAUGAGCCUGCCCACCGAGGUGCUGUGUCUCCUCAACAUGGUGAUGCCCGAGGAGCUGCUGGACGAUGAGGACUACGAGGAGAUCCUGGAGGACAUCCGUCAGGAGUGCUGCAAGCACGGAUGCGUGCGCUCCAUUGAAAUCCCUCGGCCUGUUGAUGGCGUGGACGUGCCGGGCUGCGGCAAGAUCUUUGUGGAAUAUGAGUCAGCGGCAGACUGUCAGAAGGCCAUGCAGGCACUGACCGGCCGGAAGUUUGCCAACCGUGUCGUGGUCACCAAGUACUACGACCCGGACAUGUACCACAGACAUGAAUUCUGAAGGUCAUGGGCUGCUCACCAGAUGGAAGAAUGCUGCACAGAAUGAUGAGAAGGAAAGUGUUGUGACCUGGGUUAUUUAUUUGUUUCAUGAAGAUUCUUGUCUUUAUUUCAUUAUAUGAGUAGACCAGCUUAUUUACUUAAGCUCCUUGGUAGAAAAUGUAUGAUUGUUGUUCAACUGAGAAGCAAAGUAUGUCCACAAAAUGAACAGGGAAAGCUCAUCUAACUGUCUUUGUAGUAAUACAAUUUUAAGAAUCGCAGUCAGAAUUUAAGGCAGUGUUUUGUAAAUGAUGUACUUUAAUUUGAUCUAAUUUUAAGUACAGCUUUUGCAUUUAACAGCACAAAACCUGAUGCUGUGACAUUAUGUUCUUAGCCUUGCAAGGGUUUGCUGUGCUACCUGGCCUUUGACUGCCAGUGUUUUGAGUUUUAUUUUAGAAUAAAAAUUAAAUGAGAUUUAUUUGUAGUUUGAUUAGGAAGAAGGGUGCCAUACCAGAAAAAUGUGAUUGGUGUUAUUCUAUAUGUAUAAUUAGCAAUUCCUUAAUCGUAUUGUAAGGAAAGUGUAUUUAAGAUGAUGUAAUAUAACAUAGUACACAUAUGUAAUGUAAAGAGUGUGUGUGUGAGUGAAGGAGAGAGAGUUUGUCUAUUCAUAUAUAAAGUGUUCCUGUCCUCUAUUUAUGCAGAUGGUUGUAUUUAUUUUUGAGACUAUUUCCUUACAUUUUAACCUACAGGAUUUCAGUAUGUAAGUCAUACAAGCAACAGCAAUGGUUUGGUUGUCUAACUGAAGUUGUGAUGAAAUUAGUUCACAUGUUUUUGUUCCCAUUAGAAUAAGCUGUUAUAUCCUUUACAUCAGGUCAGAAUUUCCCUUGAGGCUAGUCAUGCUAGCAAGUUUUGUUUCAAAUAUCCAAGACAAAGCCUCACUUCUAGGCCAAAAAUGUAAAUAAUUAAGUCCAGAAACUGCCAUAAAUGUACAAUGUAUGCGUGCAAAUAUUUAGCAAUACUUGGUUUUGUAAGUUCAAACUCACUGCCUUGCCUGCA